CCAGCUCAAACACACACACCCCAUUGGCAAAGUCCCAUUGUUGCUGCAGCUCCAUUCCGGUCGAACGGUGGGAUCUAUUGCUCCAGUGAGAAAGGUUCGCUGCUCCCUAGUACCGCUCCGAAAACAAUGCAUUUCCCAACCGUGCUGUUGUAGUGUGUGUUUCCCGUGUGUCCGUCUCCGUCGCGAACCGCAAUGUACUGAGCUGCAACAUCAUCAUCAUCAUCAUCACCACCGCUACCCCCAGCAACGUCUCACAUCCCACCGACGAGCAACGGAUUGGCAGCCCAGCCCUAGCCGCGCCACGCCACGGUAUCGCCAACAGAAAGUGGCCACUUGUGACGGGGCCAUCAGCAGCCCUUCCUGUUCCACUACCUGCAGCUCCCUGUUUUUCGUUUCGGUACAGUGCAGGAAGAGUAAUCCUUUUUUUUUUCUACUAAACCUGCUUAAAAAUUCGUGCAAAAAAGUGUUUAAUGCUGCGUGCAUGUGCAUUGGCUGUGUAAAUCGGGCCCGUGUUCAGUGCAGUGUUGUUGUGUGCGUUGCCGGAAAAAGAAAGCAGCAAAAAAUGCUCUCCUAAGUUUGCGCUGAGCACUGCGUGUGUGUGUGUGCCUGUGUAUGUGUGCUGUGUAUGUGUGUGUAUCCCGUUCUGUUUUCCCGUUCGGCGGCGGCCCACCUGUGCGUUUCGGUGUCUAGAAUCCGCGGCCGGAAAUAAUAGGCCGGAGAGAAAUUGUUGCAAGAGAAAACGCACAGUGGCUGUGUGAGUGUGUGUGUAUGUGUAUGUGUGCAUGUGUGCGGUGGUGUGUUCGAUCAAGUGUUUCGCGUGUGUACCGUUACCGUUUUAAUGUGUCUGCUGUAGCAGUAAAAGCGGGAGGCAGUGGUAGCAAUAGUAACAGCAACAGCACCAGCAGCAGCAUCAACUCCCCAACAUACGUGUAGGGCGUUUGCGACGGCAAUUGACGUUGUCGUCGUCGGUAUUGCAUUAUUAAUUACACGCAUACACACACUCAAUUGCCCUACACAAAAAAGAAACAGAAGCCUGCCUGGUGUUGCUAACACAAAGAAGCAGCUCCCCGGCCCGCUCUUCCAGCGGCUAGAACACAUUCUUGCGUAAGGUGCGAUUUCCACCUCGGGGCGCCACCUUCACUGGUACACACACUGGUAGGAGGCACACAUAGACGGAAGGUGGCAUGGAAGUGAGCACCCAUACAACUUCGACACUGAGUCGAAGCAACAGUCGGACCAGCUCCAACUCGGAGCUCGAGAAGGAACUGAUCGAUCUCGACAUCAGCGGCGGCGCGAACAACAAAUCCAACACACUCAAGAAGCGCAUCUCGAGCAGUCGAACGCCGGCGAAGAAAGCGAAAAGAAUACGAUUUUUUCGUAAUGGGGACAAAUUCUAUCCCGGCAGCACGAUACCGGUGUCGGUGGAGCGUUACAGAUCGUUCGACAGUUUGACGGAAGAUUUGACGCGCCUGCUCGAGGACAGCGUGACGCUGACCGGUGCAAUACGCGCCAUCUACACGCUCGAGGGCAAAAAGAUCGAAAAGGUGGACGAUCUGGAGGAUGGCAAAUGUUACGUGUGUUCCUGCAACAAUGAAGGCUUCAAGCGAAUAGACUAUAACGUAUCUAACACAAACACCAAGAAUCCCAACAGACUGUCUAGACUAAUACGCCCCCUAUCGCCAGUAAAGAACGGUGGCUCCAAUGGGUCAACGCCGCUGAAAGAGAUCGAUUCCGUGGUGCAUCCACGGAUCGUGACACUCAUCCGCAAUGGUGUGAAACCGCGAAAGAUCCUGCGAUUACUGCUAAACAAACGGAACAGCCCCACGUACGAGCACGUGCUGACCGCGAUCACGCAAUGCGUCAAGCUAGAUACCGGCUGCGUGCGGAAGGUGUUUACCGUGGCCGGGGUGCCGGUGCAGCGGUUAGCACAGUUCUUCGAGGAGGAUGACGUCUUCUUCGCGUACGGUAACGAGCGGGUCGGCAACAACGAUUUCGAGCUGGAGGCCGAGGAAAGCAAAGCGAUCGCCGCGCACCGGAAAACGCUACGCAGCAGUACGACGCGCACGGGACCAAAGCCCAAGAUGCCGGUCAAGAGCCACAACGAUACGUUCGUUUGCGUGGACGAGUCGGCACUGAACGGUGGCAUUCUGCCGGACUCGUUGCCCCUGGAGCUGCAGGCCAAAUAUACGCUCGGGUCCAUAGUUGGUGAUGGAAAUUUCGCCGUAGUACUGAAAUUGAAGGAUAAGCAGAACCACACAGAAUACGCACUGAAAAUUAUCGACAAAUCAAAAUGCGCCGGCAAGGACCAUUAUCUAGCGGCCGAAAUCCGUGUGAUGAAGAAGCUAAACCAUCCGUACAUCAUACAGCUGGUGCACGAUAUCGAAACGAUGAAGAACAUGUAUCUCGUGCUGGAGCUGGUGCGCGGCGGCGAUCUGUUCGACGCCAUCACGCGUGUGACCCGCUUCUCGGAGAACCAAUCGAAGAUCAUGAUGAAACAUUUAGCCUCCGCGAUGGCGUACAUGCAUUCCCUCAGCAUUGUCCAUCGGGACAUUAAGCCGGAAAAUUUGCUGGUGGAGCUGGAUAGUGAUGGUAAUGUCGUGCUGCUGAAGCUCGGAGACUUUGGGCUCGCCUGCGAGGUAACCGAACCGUUGCUCUCGAUCUGCGGCACACCGACGUACGUUGCGCCCGAGAUUCUGAUGGAAUCCGGCUACGGCGUGAAGAUUGAUGUUUGGGCCGCUGGCAUUAUCCUCUACAUUCUGCUGUGCGGCUUCCCACCAUUCGUUUCGCCCGACAAUCAGCAGGAGCAGCUGUUCGAUGCGAUACUGAACGGGUACUUUGACUUCCCCGCUCCGUACUGGAACAACAUCGGCGACAGUGUGCGCGAUCUGAUCAUCAACAUGCUGCAGUCCGAUCCGGAGCUGCGGUUCUCCAGCGAGGACAUACUGGACCAUCCGUGGCUGACCAGCAACAUCGUGGACGAUACGCGCGAUCCUAAUGGGUACCGAAUUUUCUCCAACCACGUGUAUUAGGCGCACGCUGGUUGCUGGGUAGCUUUGUGUAUAGAAUUUCGUUUAUUUUGUACGCUUGUUUUUUUUCGGUUUGUUUCGGCACCAGUUCAGCGUGGUGAUAGCGAACAUUAUCGCACUGUUUGAUUGCCGUUAUUUAUUUUUUUGCGAGCGGUGUUUUGUUAUAGGUGUAUUUUAUAUAGUGUGUGCUCUAGUGCAAUACACCCGCCGCCGAGAGGAAAACGGGCAGGGGGCGUAUUCUGUGAUGAAAUUGACAUGCGUUUUUUUUAAUGUAUGUUUAUCUGUUUGUUGUUCAAUAUUUUUUUCUGUUUCGUUUUCUCGCGAUAGGCUUGAUUUCAUUUCAAUCUGCGGUAAUUUACACAGUAGAUUUGAAACCAUAAUUAUGAUUAGACUCUUGUUUGGUUCGUUUGUAGAGAAAACAACAGUUGUGCCCUUUGAUGUUUUAGCUUAUUGAAGACGAUUUUCUUCUCUCUUCUCUUUCAUUCCACAAAUGCAUCACAACACAACAAUUCAUCAAUUCGCUUGGAUGAAUAAAUAAUAACCGGGCAAAAAAACCACCAUAUACAACACAACAUCUUAAUCACAACAACGACAACAACACAAUCCACGGCCCCAUCCACUUUCUCCUUCCCAACCCCGCAGUAUCGUUGUUGAAGAACAGUGUGGCGGCGGUCAGCUGGAGUCAUUGGUGGGCAUUCCCAUCACUACCCAGUAGAAGGGAGCGGAGAUGUAUACGCGUAACGCGAUCUAUGUGUUACAACCCCUUACAACCAGCGCGGAGAGUGACCGAUAUUUGACUUACAUUGGCGAGUUUUAUCGGCAGUGUGGUGGUGGUGGUGUAUUAGCGGUAGCAGCUUAUCUUGUGCAUGGAUAUAAAGUCAAUCUCGUGUUGUGUCGUACUCUCCCGGACCUCAUCCAAAAUAUCUCACCGUACUGCUGGUGUGGGUAAAUUUUAAGCAAAAGUCGACGCCAAUCGAAAGCAAGGUUUGUGUCAAUUUUGUCGAAUGCUUUAUAUACCAUGCUUUGACAACAGCACCGCGCAUUAGGGCAGCCGUUUAGUUUUGCCAGUGAGCAGCUUAAUUGUUUGUCGGCAUGCUGAAAUAUUGACACCCAAAACAUUCGUUCGUUUGGUUUUAGUUAAAUCUGCACCAUCACACAGCUUAGCGUAGUUUGCCAGGGGAAGUGAAUCAGUUUUCUCCCAUCAUUGGCACGACGUAUGCGUAAUUUUACCGGUAGGAUAAAACCAAGUCAUCAUAAUCCGGACAAUUGUUAUUUAGCAAGCUUAAUUUGUAUAGAAAAAACACACAUUACGUAGAAUUAUGAGACUAUUAUUACCAAUUACGAUUGUACACAAUCACACACACACGACGGCAUGUUAGCAAUGCAUAUUUAUUUAUCUUUCUUAGCAUAAUCUUAGUUGUGCAAAAGGUGUAAUGAAAUUAUGACGAUAAAAAAAAACCUGGGGGCACGAAACUGCACGAACACAAACAUUGCAAAGCAAAACAAAAUGUUACUCAUCUUCAGUCAUCGUCACAAAUUGUGGUAAUAUGUGUGUUUGAGCGAUGGAGUUUGAUAUUUUAGUUAAUGGCUAGUUUUUGGUAUCAUUUAAAAUAGGCACGUUUGCGGUUUUUUUUUCUUCAUUUCGUUGUUAAAUGCCUGACUGGAAUGACUCGGUUAUUGCUUGUCCCCUUUCCUUGUAAUAAAAAAGAAGGAGAAUCAUUGAAAAUUCGGCAUUAUGUUAUGAUCGGUAGAUAAAUCAAAUCCCUCUUUUCUUCUGUUACAAAAAUGACGCACAAUCAAAUUUAAUUUUCUCACAUUUUAAUGAAUGCUUCACACAUUUUCUUUUCGUAGCAUUUAACGCUCAUCUCUUUGUGUAGUGGUAAAGAUCUCAAAAUGUUUUUUUUUUCUUUUUUGCAUUACCAUUUUCUUGUAAUUCUGUUUACCGCCGCGACCCUGCUGGAUUGUAGCUGCGCAAUUUUACGUUUUUUUUUAUUAUAAUAACAAACCCUGUACGUUAAACAACUAAUAAUCAUUCCACUUCUUUCAACCAUUGCAGCAUUUCCGUAAUGAGUUCUUAACGAUAGUCUGUAAACUUGUAAACCUCAUAGUACUCACUACAAACACAUACACACAGAAACGCCCUUUUUACACAGUAAGAAAAUUGCAUAAAAAGGCCAAGAAAAAAGGAGCCGUUUAGGGUGCAGUUUAGGGAGUAGUGCAUCGGAUAAUGAAACAAUAUUGUUUGAUAAUCAUAUCAUCUAAACGUUCUUAUAAAAAAGCAAGCCACUGUCCCUCAGUAAAGGAAUGUUUCGGUUUUAGUGCUGUAACAAAGCAACAAUUUACAAUCAUUCUGGAACGAUGGUUUUGCACUGAUUCAUUGUAGUGUUAUUUUCAACCUAAAAUAACAACAAGAAAGGCCUAGACAACCUGCAUCAGCAUACACUGGAGUGGAGUGAAAUGUAAAGAAAACGGAUCGUUUUGCAGUGUGUAAAAACAGGAAUCGUACUGCGUUUGAAAGGACACACAUACGGACAUAAGUACGAUGAGUUUGUGUGUGUGUGCUUUGGGAUGAAACAGUUAAACGUAACGUGCCUCAAGAAAAUGAUAUCAUCCAUUACAGGCGACCAACAGCCAGCAAGUGUUGGGACGACGACGGUGGUGGGGCCAUCGCGUCCACCAAAGGCGUCAUCACAUCAGGCGUGCAGAAUAGGGUAUGGUUUUAUACACACAUAAAUAGAAUAUACAGUUUGUAGAUGGCUUAUUGGCUUUUUAGAAUCGUUUACGAAGUGGAACCGACAGACAGUAAACAUCCAAAAAAAAGCGUCGCGAUCAUAGAGACAGAGGCAAUAGUUUUGAACGGUUUCUUCCUCACACAAACUACACAAUAUUGACGAAUUUCAAGCAGUAAGUGUAGGAGAAAUACUAUCACACGUCACACACACACACACUAUUCUAUUCUCGAAUUAAACUCCCGCAGUAACAACAUUUCUGUACAAAAGCCACAAGACGACUGUGUGUUGUAGUGAAGUCAAUUAGUCUGCAAACUAAGAUCCAUAGAAUGAUAGUGUUAAACAAAAACUACACUACAAACUCAGCCAUCCGUCUUCUCUUAACUCUGUCCAGCGGUGGCAUGGGUUGUGGACUAGCAGCUGCUUCUGCUUUUUUUCUGCUUUUCCCCUUUUUCCAGACCAAGCUAUCGUAUCGUUUUCCUUCUUGCGUUAGCUUUACGAAACGAACAAAACAGAGAGGAACCCAAAAGAGGGUGUAGAAUAUAAUACGAAACGCUUAUCAUCAACAACAAACAAGCCAGAAGGACAAUAAGAAGGACACGUGCAGAAGGGAUGCAAAAUGAGCCAACAGGCAGCAAACGAACAAAACCGCGAACACAGGAACCAAUUAGUAUUGAGAAAGGUAAACUUCAACUUCCACAUGCAUACAGGGUUUUGCCAGGAGUUCUCGUAGCUGUGGGACGCUUUAUUGAGUCUUUCUUGCGCGAAAUCAGCUUAAUGUAAUGUGAAUUGGACUCUAUAGCAUCCUUGUUGGACAAAUCCAAUAGGAAUUUCCAAGGAGCCUAUAGAGCUCAAUUUCCAUCAUUUGAAGUUCACUACUUCCGAUAAGAAAGAGUCAAGGAAGUGUUCCGCACCUCUGAGAACCCCUGGAAAACCCUGGUAACCCCUCCAAUCCACACACAUUAGCCUCGCAAAUUCCGGUUGCAAAAUACGCUACAGAUAAUUGUAAUUCACGCAGAGCGUCACUAACAUCCAUCCACUUCAAACAAGGACAGCAAACACAAAUGCAGUUAAAACCAUAUUAAUAUCGAACAGGUCGCAGGCCGAGUUAUAGAAGACAUUCAUCCGAUCGUUUUAGAGUCCAAUUUGUGGCCCCCUCCCCACUGGCGUUUAGCAAUGCCAGGGAAAGGGAAAGAGAUCUAUAUAUACAUAUAUUGAAUUAAGCUUUAUUAUUACUUCUUUCGCAUAUCCGCAUCUCCUGCAAGCAAAACCGUGCAAAACAAAAACCGUAGAGAUUGUGUAAAUAUAGUCAGAAUAUUAUAAUAUUACCCAACCCACACGCCGCACGGGUGGUUGAGCUCGGUUAAACAAACGGUUGCAAUCCACUACUACUACUAUUACUACUACUAUUACUGCUACUAUUACUAUCAAUGCGAUAAUGAGUGUGAGGGAUAUAGAGAAGAGUGCUCUUAUAAGUUUGCCAAAUUAUGUGUGAUGUUUGAAUUUAACUUUCUGUUUUUGGCUUCUUCUGGCAAAGUGAUACAUAAAUACAUACACACAAAGAGAGAGAGACACACAUACACACACACACACACACCUUUGCAACGAAAUCAUUUAGCAUUAACGAAGCAUUUCGGCACGAAAUCAACGAUCGCCUCCACUGUGCUUGGGUAUUGAGAGAGGUGUACUACAUUAAGUGCAUAUUUAGUGACUUUUGCUGCCCCUCGCGGAUAUGUAGCAGGCGACCACCUCCCCCCCCCCCCCCCCCAAAUACAAAGAGCGUGUGUGUGUGUAUUAAUCAAAAAAACACAAUACAUAAUGCAUAAGGAGCGAGCGUUUUACAGCAUAUAAACCCAAAAUCGUCCAUGCACAGGACGGAAAGUGAAGCAACAAGCAACAACUCCCCCAAUAUGAAUAAAUUAUUCUAUCGUGAGCUAUUGAAAACCUAUGAAAACAAA
Messenger RNA from Anopheles gambiae (African malaria mosquito), 7713 nucleotides. RefSeq names its product serine/threonine-protein kinase GL21140. Gene Ontology annotation, biological process: protein phosphorylation; intracellular signal transduction. NCBI's taxonomy places the organism in Eukaryota, Metazoa, Arthropoda, Insecta, Diptera, Culicidae. The record is from RefSeq and is a predicted model, not a curated record. The coding region runs from base 1185 to 3029 and encodes 614 amino acids. Gene Ontology annotation, molecular function: ATP binding; protein kinase activity. The transcript is spliced from 9 exons.